AUGUGUGUCAAAACAAGAAAUGGAACAUAUCCACAUGAAUGGAACAAAGCAGCUUACUAUCGCUGUUCAAAGUGGUGUGCUUAUCAACAAAACUGUCCUCCUAAUUAUUAUUAUUACGCUCAAAUUAAUCAAUGUCAAUUGCAACCAACUGACUGGACUCCACGAUUCGAUUUGACUGGUCGAUACCAAUUGGGUUGGGGCUACUUUAUGGAUAUUACUCAAACAGGCUAUAAUGUACGAUGGAUAUACGAAACUAAUGAGGAUAGAUACGCUUUUGUUGGUCAAUAUAUUAACGAAACAAUGAUAAUGGGUAUGCAAACAAAUAUAAAAAAAAGAACCAAUUGUAUAGUUUUAGAAAAUUUUGAAUUGUCCGUUUCGGGAAAGCGUAAUUUCUGUCGAACUCGAGCAACAUUCCCCUGUUACUGUAUCGAUGAAUUACCUGGUAUAAAUGAUAUAUCAUCUGGUUAUGAUGCGGCUAAGAUGCUUUCUGCAAAUGAACAAAAUUCAAAGUAUCGUAUUUUUGAUCUGAGUGAACAAAAUACAACUCCAUUCCAAACGAAAAUACUUGGACAAGAUCGAGUUUUUACAAGACCUAAACUCGUUCAAAUAACUGAUAUCAGUGUUCGAAAACAAGAUACUUGUCAAACAGUUGCUUAUACAUUUGAAUCAUUUUUUCGCAGCUAUUUUCAAUCGACAUCAUUUGGUAUUGGAAUUGGCAUUCCUGGUGUAAUUAGUGCUGCAGUAGGAUAUAGUCAAACAUUGAGACAAGUUCAAGAAGCUAUAACGAAAAGUGAAAAAGCUGUUGGAGUAUCAACAACAUGGUGGGGUCUUUAUUCCGUUCAGCUUGCUCCUCCUUUUCUUCUUAAAUUAGAUCCCAUGUUUAUUGAAAGUGUUGAUGUAUUAGCUUCAGAAGCAUCGAAUCCAUCUAAUGAAGAUCAUCAAGCAUAUUAUAAUCAAUUUGUUGAAACAUAUGGAACACAUUAUGUAUCUCGUAUUGUUGUUGGUGGUACAGCUUAUUUAUAUACAUUAUUAGAUUCCAGUUAUCAUAAAAUGUCUUCAUAUGAAGAAACAACAAGUCAAGUUAGUUUAAUGUUUCAAUAUCAACAAAGUUAUGUAGAAAGUCAAAAUAGUGAAUCAGAUUGGGAAGCAUGGCAACAAACAGCUGGUAAUUAUCCAGUUGUUGUUAAUCGAACAUUAUUUUCUAUUCAUAAUUUAAUCAAAAAUAAACCAACAGUUCGAGAACAUUUACGUAAAACAAUUGAAUUUUAUUUACAAAAAGGAGUUAUGCCAACAUUAGCUGAAUUGAAUGGUCGAAGUAUUGGUCGUAGUUCUUUAAUACCACCAAAACCUCAAGGCCCUAUAAUUGGACUUGAUGUUGUUGGUUGUGGAUAUGAUCUUCUUUUGAUGGAAAGUAAAUAUUGUAUUUUUGAUCAAAGUAAUUUCACUGACAAUGAACAAUGGUCAGAUCCAUAUAAUAAAACUUUAACUUAUUCUAUACCUGAUGGAUGGUUUGUUGUUAAUACUCCUGAAUCAUUAACAUUUGAUGGUUCAAUUUUAGUUACAUCUGUAGAAGAUUAUUUUCGUUGGACAACUACAGUUACUGUUAGAGAAUCAGGCGGUUGGUUAGGCAUUGGUCGAAGACGUAGUCAAAAAACAGUAACUGAAUUUUAUCGUCGUUUUUAUCAAGAUUAUUAUAAUUUAGUACUUCGAAUGAAACAAAUUGGUUGGUAUACAUUAUCAGUAACAGCAUAUCCAUAUCCAAAAUUAAAUCCUAUAGCUCAAACAGCAUUUAAUAAUUUACCCACAAAUUUUGAUAUAAAAGAUUUACAAAUUUGGGAAGAUUUUUUUAAUAUAUUUGGAACAGAUGUUGUUGUAUCAUCUAAUAUGGGUGGUCAAGUUUGGGCAGAAACAUGGUAUGAAAAAUGUUUAACUUAUGAACAUACACAAACAUGGAUUAAUGAACAAGUAAGCACAAAUUGGAUUUUUUUCACAGCACCUGUCAAAAACAGCCAAGAUUAUAGACAACAAGUCGAUGAACGUUUUAAACAAUAUUCUAAAUCUUCAUCUCAAUUAUUAGGUGGUACUGAGUCUAUUAGUCCAUCUCAAUGGGAAAAAUGGGCUCCAACAAUAAAAACACGUCCUCGUCCUAUAUCUUAUCGUCUUAUGUCAUUAGAUGAAAUUUUACCAGAAAGUAAUCUACGUCGUGCACUUAAAGCAGCAAUUCAUUAUGUUUUAAAAACAGCUGAAAAAGAAGAUCAUAAUUAUGUUACUCAAUUAGAAAAUCUACGAGGUCCACCGAAAAAAACUGUAGCCGAAAUGAAAUUCGUACACGACGAGCUGAACCAAUAA
Messenger RNA from Rotaria sp. Silwood2, 2349 nucleotides. The record is from the annotation of a GenBank genome assembly. Lineage: Eukaryota; Metazoa; Rotifera; Eurotatoria; Philodinida; Philodinidae.